This is a messenger RNA of Myotis daubentonii (Daubenton's bat), 1465 nucleotides long. RefSeq names its product natural killer cells antigen CD94-like. Gene Ontology annotation, biological process: stimulatory C-type lectin receptor signaling pathway; positive regulation of natural killer cell mediated cytotoxicity. The record is from RefSeq and is a predicted model, not a curated record. Lineage: Eukaryota; Metazoa; Chordata; Mammalia; Chiroptera; Vespertilionidae.
AGGACCUGCUAGUCUCGAAGCAGAGGUGAGAGGCCAGCAGAGCCAGCACAAGCCAGCGUGUUCCUGACCAAGCUUGUCCUCCAGCUGGCGGGAUCCCAUAGACACAGCCUUCAGAAAUGAAUGAGGAGAGAAUGACAUAUGCAGAGCUAAAAUUGCCCUAUCCAAAGAAGCAGAACAAAAGACAUCCAACUGGUAAAAGGAGAGAAUUCACAUGGAAAAUCAUUGCAAUAAGCCUGGGAAUGAUCUGUUUUCUUCUCCUGCUGGUAAUCACAGUCUUAGGAUAUAUGAUAUGGAUUAAAGAUUUUCAGAUCUCUUCUGUGAACAAAACUCAAACUAUGACAGAAACACCAGAAGUUGAAGAUCACCCAUCUCACCCUGCUUUACCGCCUCUUGCUGAUAAAGAUUAUAACACAUGUCAAGAAAAGUGGUCCUGCUGUGGAGAGAACUGUUAUCAUUUUUCAAAAGCAGAGGGAACUUGGACUGAGAGUAAGAAGUCAUGCCAAGACCUUGGUUCUAGUCUCAUUAAGAUUGAAAGCAAAGAGGAGCAGACCUUUCUUCAAUCAAAGAUCAAAUACAGAGGUUGGAUUGGAUUACAUAAAAAAGGAGCUAAUCACCCUUGGGUGUGGCUGGAUAACUCAACACCAUCUCAGAAACUGAAUUUUCAAGAAUCUGUGACAAAGGCAAACUGUGGAUUCCUCAAGCCAACAAAUAUUGCUACUGCUGAUUGUACUAAACGUUCUCCUUUCAUUUGUAAAAAGAAGAUUUCCUGCCUUAAUAAUUAGCAAGACUAUAAAUAAAAUCUUAAUAUUUACAUUCUUUAAUAAUUAUUAGGGGAAAAAACUGGGUAAUCACUCGGAUUAGUCAACUGUGCCGGAUUUAUAAAGGGGUAUGAUCUCUUAAAAUUUCUUUGAGCAAAGAUAAAAUAAGUAGUUUUAUAGUGUGUCCCAAAAUUAAUGCAAGAUUUGCAAUUCAAUUCAAUUGCAAAUAUUGCGUGAAUCUUGGGACACACUAUAUAAAUAGUAAUGUUAAAUAAAUAGAAAAAUAAGUUUGUUUGCUAUUUCCAGAACUAAUAAAGUAGAGAACAUGAAACAAAUUUGUUUUGAUUUAUUUUACAUUUAUAUUGAAUUUUAUUACAUCUAAUUUUUUCUUACUCAUUGAAUGAAAUUUGUUUGAUUAGUUAAUUAAUAUAAUUCAUCCUGUUAAAAAUAUGGGAGGCACAAAAUAAUGAACAAAUUCUUUUUUCUCAUCUUGUCCCCUAGUCACCUAGUUCUCUUCUUAGAGUCAAAUAUGUACCUAGUUUCAUAGAUAUUAUUCUAGAGAUAUUCUUGGAAAGUACAACUAUAUACAUGCUAUCUGCUAGACCAAAUGUUAACUAUAAACCAUAGUCCUGCUUAUUAUUAUUAUUUUUAUUUAAAUAUAUAGCCUUCAGGUCAUUCCAUCUCUUUGUAAGCAGCUGCAAGUAUUA